Messenger RNA from Dendrobium catenatum, 1072 nucleotides. Its product is annotated as dnaJ homolog subfamily B member 9. Gene Ontology annotation, biological process: protein refolding. Gene Ontology annotation, cellular component: cytoplasm. The record is from RefSeq and is a predicted model, not a curated record. Bases 81 to 866 code for a protein of 261 amino acids. NCBI's taxonomy places the organism in Eukaryota, Viridiplantae, Streptophyta, Magnoliopsida, Asparagales, Orchidaceae. The transcript has 5 exons.
UCACGCUCCUCAUUAGUACAAAACAAGCAAAAAUACUAAGGCGAUAAGCUUCCUAACCAUCUUCGAUUCUUCUUCUAUCUAUGCAAAUUCCAAACCCUCCGCUUCUUCCUUGCUAUUCCACAUCCUCUCCUUCUCUUACCUUUCCUCACCGUUUCUUUAACCCUACUCAGCUGCCACCUCCGCCACUUCACGCUCCUUCCUCUCUUCUCUCCCUUCGCCGCGAUGGGCUUUUCUCCUCAAAAGGGAGAGGCGUUGCCCGUUUGAGAGCGAGUGCGAGAGAAUCUCCUUACGAGGUGUUGGGCGUGCCCUCCUCAGUCACUCCGGAGGAGAUAAAAAAGGCUUACAGGAGACUCGCCCUAAAAUACCACCCGGACGUUAACAAGGAGCCAAAUGCGCAAGAGAAGUUCAUGCGGAUCAAGCAUGCGUAUAAUACCUUGUUAGGAUCAGGAACUCAUUCAAAGUUUGGUUAUUCUGCAAAUAAAUCGAAAAAUCAAAGAAGCCAGCAGGCUUCACAGGAAGAAGAGUUUUAUGGCCUAGGUGAAUUUCUGAGAGAAGUUCAAAUAACAAUAGCGGACUUCUUCAGAGAUUUGCAAGUAGAAUUUCAGAAUUGGGAAGCCGGCAUAAACUCAGAAGAGAAACCUAAAAGUUUAUGGGAGGAGUUGGCAGACAUUGGUGAGGAGUUUGUUGAGUUCUUGGAGAAGGAACUUAAUAUUUAUGAUUCUGGCACUGAAGCUGAGGAAAACCAUUUCAGUGAAAACUCAAAAAAUGAGUUCAAAGCUAAAGGAAACAAGGAAACUAGCAUUGAAGACAACAUUGAUGAAAUAGAAGCUGCUCUUGCUCAACUGAAAAAGAACUUGGGAUUAUAAAAGAUUUCUUCAGAGUUCUUGCCGACAUGUAUUCUUCACUAAUUAUUCUCGGUAAAUACUCCAUGUCAUUGCCGAACUUGUUAUUUAAGAAAGGCCAUAUGAAGGUCUAAUAUCUAUUGUAUUCUUACAUUUGUUCAGUCUAAAGUUAUUGUAUUUUCUGUAAGUUAUUAUUUGAAUCUCAAUCAAAUUAAUGCUUCGGUGUGGGA